This is a messenger RNA of Microtus oregoni (creeping vole), 1662 nucleotides long. RefSeq names its product DNA fragmentation factor subunit alpha-like. Gene Ontology annotation, biological process: apoptotic process; apoptotic DNA fragmentation; regulation of apoptotic process. The record is from RefSeq and is a predicted model, not a curated record. The transcript has a single exon. Lineage: Eukaryota; Metazoa; Chordata; Mammalia; Rodentia; Cricetidae. Gene Ontology annotation, molecular function: deoxyribonuclease inhibitor activity. Bases 73 to 936 code for a protein of 287 amino acids.
GUGCCCGCGACCUUGAAAGCGGCUCAGGACUGCUGGCGAUUUCCCAGUCUAUCGGGUUGCACUUUGAGGAGGAUGGCGCUGGCGCGGGGAGCCAGCAACCCGGACCCGGACCCGGACGAUAUCCGGCCUCUCAAGCCGUGUCUGCUCCGCCGCAACCACAACCGCGAUCAGCACGGCGUGGCGGCCUCCUGCCUCGAGGAGCUGAGGCGCAAAGCUUGCGAAGUACUGGCCAUUGAUGAGUCCCUGACACCAGUCACCCUGGUCCUGGCCGAGGACGGUACAAUAGUGGACGAUGACGACUACUUCCUUUGUCUCCCUUCCAAUACCAAGUUUGUGGCCUUGGCCUGUAAUGAGAAGUGGACGUAUAACAAUUCGGAUGGAGGAACAGCCUGGGUUUCCCAAGAGUCCUUUGAUGCCGACGAAACAGACAGCGGAGCCGGGGCGAAGUGGAAGAAUGUGGCCAGGCAGCUGAAAGAGGACCUGUCCAGCAUCAUCCUGCUCCCAGAAGAGGACCUCCAAGUGCUCAUUGACAUCCCGUGCUCAGAACUGGCUCAGGAGCUUUGCCAAAGCUGUGCCACUGUCCAAAGGCUCCAGGACGCGCUCCAGCGGGUGCUUGACCAGAGAGAGGAGGCCCGCCAGUCCAAGCAGCUCCUAGAACUGUAUCACCGGGCCUUGGAGAAGGAGGGUGCCAUCUUCUCCAACCAGGAAGAGCCCAAAGCCGCCCUCGGUGGAGACGCGGAUGCGGUGGACACGGGCAUCAGCAAAGAGAUGGCUUCCGAAGUGGCACUUACAAGCCAGAUCCUCACUUUGCUGAAGGAGAAGCCUGCCCCAGAGCUGAGCUUAUCUAGUCAGGAUUUGGAGCUGGUCUCCAAGGAGGACCCCAGAGCCCUGGCUGUUGCCUUGAGCGGAGAUGUAAAGAAAGCAGAGACAGUCUAGCGGGCCUGCAGCGCGGAGCUCGCCCGGCGCCUGCAGCAAGUGCAGAGCUUGCGUUCCCUCAGGAAUUUCUCGGUGAGAAACAGCAAAGCCCCAAACGCGCCAGACAAGACCCCAAGUAGCUCCACCGGAAGCACGCUUUGCUGAGGAAGCCCUUGGUUUUGUUAGCAUGAACAACCUCCCUUCCCACUGUACUGCCUCCGCGCUGCUCUACCUCCUGCCUUCCAGGAGCAGAGGUGGCCAUGCCCUCCAGAAAGGCCGCUCCGGUCCUCACGGGUCCUUCUUUGUAGGGGAAGCCCCCCAGCCAAUCACCUUGCUUGUAGGGCGUGGUCCCCUGAGGAUAUUUCUUACUAAUAAAUAUUCCUGGUGUGCCCCCCCCUCCCCUUCUGCUUUCCUGUUCUCCGCGGGAACCUCGGUUCUCUAAGUCUUUUCAUUAUUAAAGCCUAAUAUUAUAUUAUUUUAAAAAAAGAAGCAAUGGGAAGCAAGUUAAUGGGUGCCAGAAGUCAGGGUCAGUUGUGUGUAGAGUUUAUGCCAGGCUGAUCUUUGUUGAUAUGUAAGACAGUCCUGAAUGUUAAUUGAGGUGGUGGCUACAUGUAUCUACUCAUAGGCAAAAGUCACACUCCCAUGUUAAAUAACUAUGUGUUCAUGUUAUACCCGUAUACUGGUUUUUAAAUUGUGCUAUAAUAUAUAAAUCAAAAUCAUUGGUGAAAAUUUCAUAUAGUUUUAAUA